Molecule: messenger RNA, 2961 nt
Organism: Phyllopteryx taeniolatus (common seadragon)
Lineage: Eukaryota; Metazoa; Chordata; Actinopteri; Syngnathiformes; Syngnathidae
Gene: phf24
Product: PHD finger protein 24
Exons: 10
Coding region: 497-1747 (416 amino acids)
Source: RefSeq, a predicted model, not a curated record
GAGGUGGCCACCGGAUGCGAUGCUUAUAAAUCCCAGAUGUAACUUGAUUGGCUGCCUGUGAGUCAGCAGCGUCAAGGUCUCACCUCUCGACGCGAGCGGCGCCGCGCUGCGUGGCCGCUCACACGCACCGGCGGAGCAGCCCACGUACGGAAGGAGGCGAACUAUAUUUCAGCACCGGAGCUGUCCGCUGCUCCUUCCAACUGAAGUCUUUAACACCCCCCCCCCCCCCCCCACCUCGACCCCCACCAUCUCGUAUCGCGAAGCUGCUUCUGACCAUAAAUUCUCCUCUCCGCGGUAGGAGACGAAGGAAUAACAAACUGUGCCAUUUAUUCCGCAAAGGCGCGCAGACUUCGUCGUACGAGCCAAAGUCCUGCCAUGCUGCACGGCCCAGUUCAGUGAUCAAGUCCAAAUUCAACGUCAUUAUAUUGCCUUUAACGGAGAAAGCAGACACAGAACCUAGAAGCGCAGAACUGUGAGGCACACACUAACGACAGCCAUGGGUGUGCUCAUGUCAAAGAAGCAGCCGGUGGACAAGGUGCAAAGGUGCACUGCUGUGGUCUCAGCCUUCCAGUCAGGCAUCAAGGACCGCGCAACACUUGUCAAGCAGGCGGCGGGAGACGCUGAGGACGGUGGCGUGCCAGCCAAAACCUCAACUGGCGGUGAGGAGAAGAACACUGAAGAAGGAGAAGCUGGGGAAAUGGAAAGUGGCAGCGGCCUGUCCGCAGCCCAGCCGGCCUCGGUCUCGGUCAACCAGGAGGCCUGGUCCAGGUUACGAGACGGGAAAGGAGUAGAGCCUGAAGAUCUGGAAAAGAGUCAUCAGCUCACACCGCCUGCUUAUGUGCGGCCCAAAAGGAAAGCAGAUGACGAUCAGCCUUUAGAAGUGGAGCUGGCAAAGAAAGAGCAGCCACCAAGUGAUGAGAUGUGUGACGUAUGUGAGGUCUGGACCGCCGACGACCUUUACCCGUGCAGGAUCUGCACUCGAGUCUUCCAUGACGGCUGCCUGAGGGAGUUGGGCUACCUGCGCGCUGAAGCCUUGCAGGAGAUGAGAGACACAGCUCACACAGUUACCGGCUGGAGUUGCUACUAUUGUGAUAAUUUGAACCUACUGCUUACAGAGGAAGAAAUGUACAGCCUUUUGGAGACCUUUAAGCAGUGUAAGAUCAUUCCAGAGUCGUGCCUGGUGUCAGACGAGUUGCUGCAGUACCACCACUUUGUAUCCAAGCAGCAGUUCGAUAAGGACCUGACCGAUGAGCAGGAGGAAGAAGUCCUUGCCCAGUUUGCAACCCUGGACCCUGAGAAGAAGGGUCACAUUGAGUGGUCGGACUUUCUCUACUUUGAAUCAUUGGCAGUUUUGAGAAAGUUUCGCACCGAGAAUUCACUUGUGCGCCUGCUGACUACGAAGGAACGAGACACUGCUCGCUUAGUGUUCCUGGGUCUUGAUUUGGAUGAGGAUGGCUUGAUCACAAGAGCAGAAUGUCGCCAGGCCCAGCAGUCCUGGUUCACCAAGCUCAGCAAAGACUCGCAGUCCUGCAAUGUGAGACUCAUGGGAUUCUGCGCUCCUAUGAAUUGCGGUAUAAGUCAUGUUGGUCCCAUUUGUGAAAGCAGCCCAACCAGCUCCAGCAGUGAACAGAGCAAGACUGAUGACAUUCGGCCAAUCUCAUGGACGGAUUUUCUAAGAGAGAGUUCCAUCUAUAUCUUGGCCGCACGUCCCAAUAGCUCGGCCAUGCACAUCCGUCUUCCCCUAUAGUCCAGGAACCUGCGCCACACCCGGUAGAAAAAGUGAGAGGCGGAGGGAGAGAGGAUGUACCUCAGUGUCUACGGGGUGAUGAGCAAAAUAUGACGACACCGUGAAGAAGGCGGCUGGAUAAAGCAGAAGGGACAGCAGUUGAAGCAUCUGGCCCCCUCAGUGUGAUACUGAAGCCAAAAAAAAAAAACAACAACAACAAGAAGACAAACAACAUGAAUGCUGACUGGUGUGUAUUGAGUGACAGCAGGAGGGAAGGAUGAGGAAGGAAGUCAGUCAGAGAGGUUUUGAAAACCUAGAGUGUUGAAGAAGUAAAAGCACAUAAACUGUUUGCCUGCUCGCGCCUUUUAAAUGACAAACACUAGACUCAAUGGCCCUCCGGCUAGAACUAACCUCUCUGUGCGGGUACAUUACUUUGACAGGCUGUUACUCUUCAAGCAUUAAUUCCUUUGGGCCUCAUUAUGUCUUUAUGAGAGUUUCUUGCUACUGUAAUGGCAUUGUGUUUGCUAUCACGUUGUUAACCACUCUACACAGAGGCAUCAGUUUUUGGCACACUUUCAUUGCGGAUGGGCAUCUGUGAGGACAUGAAACUUGCAGGCAAGAAAACAUCUAUCAAACAGAAAUAUAUGUAAUAGAGCUGCUAUACAAACUAGUCUAAUUUAUUAUAAAUGCAUUACAAGUCUUAUAUUUAUUCAUGUAUCCUCAGAUGUACACUGUUUUAUCUUCACUCUAAUCCAUAUAUAUUUGUUUUUCCAAUUUAUUUGAAUAAGGAUCUGACCCAGUUUGUGACAUGUAUAUAUUGCCAAUAAUUACACUUGUUCUUGUUGUGCUGAGAGCAAUAUUUUGACAAGGUGAUAACAUCUUCCAUGAAUUGUGCCACUAGAGUGCAAGAAGGUGUUGAACAACUGUGACAUAGCCCCAUUGAGACAUUUAUGAUAAUAUGUACUGGGGCUGUUAAUAUGGAAAAUGUGGUAGUGAACCGGGAAAUCCCACAAAUGUUCAACUUUCUCUGAAAGUUUAAAUGCACACAAGAUUGCUAUAACAAUGACUGAGCGAAGAGCAUAACAACUAUAAGAGCUUCAUAUGUGUGUGUACGCCAUGUAAUUAAGUUUUAAAGCUACGUCUGCUUUGUGAGUUAAUUAUGAUUGACAUGAAACAUGAUCGUGUGAGGGAUGUCACAGUGCUAAAAUAAAUGCAUGGCAUUUACUCUCCUGGAA